This is a messenger RNA of Benincasa hispida (wax gourd), 2706 nucleotides long. RefSeq names its product linoleate 13S-lipoxygenase 2-1, chloroplastic-like. Lineage: Eukaryota; Viridiplantae; Streptophyta; Magnoliopsida; Cucurbitales; Cucurbitaceae. Gene Ontology annotation, biological process: lipid oxidation. Gene Ontology annotation, molecular function: oxidoreductase activity, acting on single donors with incorporation of molecular oxygen, incorporation of two atoms of oxygen; metal ion binding; protein binding. The record is from RefSeq and is a predicted model, not a curated record.
GAGUUGUUGGUAGUUUUACAACCUCACACAAGAAAGAUUAUUAUAGUAGCAGAGAUGGCUGUUAACAUCAUUGCAGUUGCUAUUGUGAUACCCAAACUCAAUGAAAAGAUUCCUUCCGACGACACCCUCUUUCUGAAGUUUGCUAGCUCCGAUUUGGAUAGAGAUGGACAGCAAAAGUCACUGAUUGGAGGUGAGGCGAAAUUAAUCCAAAAUGAAUCAUCGGAGCAAAAAUACAAGUACGUUGCUAAAAUUGAAGUUCCAAAAGGUUUUGGAGAAAUUGGAGCUGUGAUUGUUGAAUUGAAAGACAACUCGACUGAAAAGUUUAUCGAUACUGUUCAUAUUGCAAACUCGACAUCUCAAAACUUAGUUACGUUCAGCUGCAACUCAUGGGUCCAACCCAAGAAUCUUAUUCCUGACCAACGCAGGAUCUUCUUUUCCACUAAGUCCUAUUUGCCCGAAGACACACCGACAGGACUGGUGAAGCUGAGAGUAGAAGACCUUGCGAACUUGAAAGGCCAAAAAGCUGAUGGAACAGUAGAUACGAAUGAGCGUAAGGCGUUUGAAAGAAUUUAUGAUUACGAUGUCUACAACGACCUCGGAGAUCCUGAUGUAGACAUGAAAUGGAAAAGACCUGUUCUUGGUGGUUCAAAUCAAUAUCCUUACCCUCGACGUUGUAGAACUGGUCGUCCUGCUUCUGUAUCAGAUCCAAGGUCAGAACGAAGGGGUGAAGAAAGCUUUUAUGUUCCUCGUGAUGAAGCAUUCUCAGAGGUGAAGCAGAAAAUGUUCCCAUCUAACCCAGGGAAGAAAGAUAAGUUGGGAACCAAGCCUUUCUCCGACUUCACUCAGGUCGACUUAAUGUUUAGAGAUGGCAUUGAAAUCCCACCUGCUGCUCAUGAAAUUCUUAAAUUUAAUAUAAUGUCCACGCUCAAUUUCUCUAAUCAACCUGCCCCACCUUCUGUUGAGCCUAGUAUUAUUCAACCUGACAAGGCCCAGUUAAUUAAAUUCCCACCACCUGAAGCCCUAAAGAGAGACAAGUUCAAUUGGCUUAGUGAUAGUGAAUUUGCAAGACAGACACUUGCUGGUCUCAACCCUUACUGUAUACAAUUGGUCAAGAGUUGGCCUUUGAAGAGUGAGCUCAACCCUGAGGAAUAUGGACCUCCAGAAUCAGGAUUCACCACCGAACUAGUUCAAAAAUUAAUAGGAAAUUCCAUCACAGUUGAAGAGGCAAUAACACAGAAGAAAUUAUUUGUAUUGGAUUACCAUGACACUUUAAUGCAAUAUGUAGAGAAAGUACGAAGUAUUAAACGGACGACAUUAUAUGGAUCAAGAACGUUGUUCUUCUUAAAUGCUGAUGACACUUUGACGCCCUUGGCCAUUGAGCUAACUCGACCACCAAUGGCUGGGAAACCCCAAUGGAAACAAGUUUUCUCACCCAGCACUCAUGCCACAAAUGCCUGGUUAUGGAGGCUUGCUAAAGCCCAUGUUCUUGCUCAUGAUUCUUGUGUUCACCAACUCAUUAUUCAUUGGCUUAGAACUCAUUGUUGCAUGGAGCCAUAUGCAAUCGCCUUAAACAGACAAUUGAGUACUAUGCACCCAAUCUAUAGACUAUUGCAUCCUCAUUUUAGAUUCAAUAUGCGGAUCAACUCAAAUGCUCGUGAAAUUCUAAUCAAUGCUGGAGGCAUCAUUGAGAGCACAUUUUCUGCUGCAUCUUAUUCCAUGGAAUUUAGCUCUUUGGUGUACAAGAAGGAGUGGCAAUUUAACACACAAGCAUUGCCCGAGGACUUAAUUCGCAGGGGAAUGGCGGAAAGAGAUGAAAGUGCACUACAUGGUCUUAAGUUGGCCAUCAAAGACUACCCUUUCGCCAACGAUGGUCUAAUCCUAUGGGAGGCCUUAGUGGAAUGGAUGACAGAAUAUGUGAACCACUAUUACCCAAAUGAGAAAGCAAUAAAGAACGAUAAAGAGUUGAAAGCUUGGUGGAAAGAAAUCAAGGAAAAGGGACAUCCAGAUAAAAAGAAGGAAGCAGGAUGGCCCUCACUAAAAACCCCCAAAGACCUUAUUCAAAUCGUGUCAACCAUAGCUUGGGUAGGAUGUGGGCACCACUCAGCUGUCAACUUCAUUCAAUACGCACAUGCAGGCUAUUUUCCUAGCCGACCUAGUAUUGCAAGGACAAACAUGCCCACAGAGGACUUUGACCAAAUUCCAGAAGAGUUUAUAAGCAAUCCUGAAGGUGUGAUGCUUGAAGCCUUUCCUUCAAUAGCUCAGGCUUCUACAGUGGCACAAACUAUGUUGAUAUUGUCGGCCCAUUCUCCAGACGAGGAGUAUAUUGGGAAGAAGAUAGAGCCAGCUUGGGCUGAGGACCCCAUCAUAGCCAAAGCCUUUGACAAGUUUAAAAUGAAGUUGGAUAAAAUGGAAAAGACUAUCGACCUAAGGAAUGAAAACAACGAGUUGAAGAAUAGGCGUGGAGCUGGGCUUGUGCCUUAUGAGGUUCUUAAACCAACUUCAGGUUUUGGGGUUACAGGAAAGGGAGUUCCAUACAGCGUCUCUACUUGAGCUACGUCCUCUCUCCGUAUUCAAUCAUCCUUUCAGUCUUUUUACUUUCAUUUGGAAUAAUAAGAUGUAAUUUUCAUUUUGUUUGCGUCUUUUAUCUCAUGCACAUGAUAUUAUUAUAAUAAUUUAAAUAUCAAGUAAUUUAUCUUUACAUUUCAA